Molecule: messenger RNA, 570 nt
Organism: Blastocystis hominis
Lineage: Eukaryota; Bigyra; Opalinata; Blastocystidae
Exons: 4
Coding region: 1-570 (189 amino acids)
Source: RefSeq, a predicted model, not a curated record
AUGCCAAAGAAGAAACCGUCUGAAACUAAACCUACCACUCAAGAACAAAAGGGUAAUGCGGGUAAGCAAACAGCGACAGCGGAACAAGAGAAGAAGGCAAAAGGACAUAGACAAAGGGGUGCAGGAACAGUGGUGGUUUCGAAGGGAGAAGUAACAGUCGGAGGCGUGGUGAUGAAAGAAUGGCAGAGAACGCCAUUGCAACUGGUUCGCGAAUAUUGUCAAAAGCAAAAACGCCCGAUGCCUCAACUUCUAAACGCUUCUGCUCCUGCUGGUAGAUUCGCGAUUCGUCUCAUUCUCCCUGACCCCAAAAACAAAGACCGUGAUUUAGUGUUUACGAGCAAAGAAUCAUUUCCUGAUAUGAUUCUGGCUCGUAACUGUGUGUGUCUCCUCGCCCUCCACCAUCUGCAGCCCACGCUUCCCCUGCACCAAAAGCUUCCUGAGCCCUACGCUUCGAUGUGGCUAAAAUUAACGGGCAAAAGCGACGCUGCCAAGCCCGCAAAGAAGGAAGACGAGGCUCCUAAAUUCGUCUGCUCGAUCUGCAACAAGUCCUUCGAAAAGGAACUAGGGUAG